AUGUCGCAACACUUGAGCUCCGCCCAUCUGAUUUCCGCACACGUCACCCUGCAAUGGCUACUGGAGCGAAUCACGCAGGCGCAGUACUGGCGGGAGAUCAGCGUUGGCAACGGCAAUGGUGCUACUACAAACAAUUCCAAUCCAAUGGUGGAGAAAAACUCUACCCAGCACACUAACGGCCAUGAUCCGACGACCAAGAUGAUUAGCACUCAGGAUCCAGUGCCUAUCUCGGCCAAAACUACUAUGACCAGCCCAAAAAUUUCAAGAUCGAAUGGUAACGGUGUGGCGGUGGAACCAACCGCUGAUAGGAAUGGCCACUGUGGUCACUUUUUUAAGGCUGACUCCGUUGACAGCUUUGACUCAGUUGACCAAGAUGACGGAGGGAAGCAGCCAGCUGUCAUGUCAGUGGCGUCCAUGAUGUUGGAUGCUCAGGCUGACCUGCUUGACUCCCUUGAACGCCCCGAGAUACUGAGUAUCAUCGACGGCGUGACACCAUCGCCAGUGGAGCGACCCAAAGUGGUGGUGGAGCUGGGGGCGGGCAUUGGCCGCUUCACUGCUGACCUGGCACGCAGAGCCACGUGGCUCACUGCCCUUGACUUCCUGCCACACGCCCUUGCUGCGAAUGUGCAAGCACAUGCACGCCAGCACCCCAACGUGGACUUCGUCUGUGCUGACGUGGCAGAUGCCACGUCAGCUGCUCUGCUGACUAGGCUGGCGCCUGACCUGGUGUUCUCCAAUUGGCUGCUCAUGUACCUCUCGGACUCUGAGGCCUUCUCUGAAGCUCAUUGUCCAAUCCACCAGAGCCAGAGCCAGCCGCAGCAGCAGUAUGAGGAGCAGGAUGAGGGAGGGGAGUGGAGGUUCAGGCUGAGGGAGAUGAGGAGCGUUGCAGCAUACUCUCAUGUGAAGGGGUGCCAGACGCAGGUGUGCUGGGUGUGGCAGAAGGUGCAGCACACUACACAGAGCAAGAGGCUGGAGCGAGAGGGAGCACUGGUCGGGGAGGAGAGCAGAGUGGGCAAGACGAGAGAAGGGAAGGAGAGGGAGGAGCAGCAGCAGUACAGCCUGGAGGGCAUUCUUUGCUACGAACACAUCUACGGGCGUGGUUUUGUCAGCACUGGCGGCCGUGCUUCGACGCUCGCUCUCCUGCCGCUGCUCUCUCUCACCCCCGAGAAACGAGUGCUGGAUGUGGGGUGUGGGCUGGGGGGAAGUGCGCUGCUCAUGGCUGAGACCUAUGGCGCUAGCGUGCAUGCCAUCGACGUCUCCCCCACCAUGGUACAGUUGUUCUUUCCACAUUGCUCUUACCUCCCCCAUCUUCCCCCCCCUCCUCCCCUCGCCCUCCUCUCUCUAUCUCAACAUGCACCCUACCCCACACCGAUCUUUCACUCCCACCCGCUCAACCAGGUCUCUCUCGCCAUCGAGCGAUCCCGCAAGAUCCGUGCAGCCGAUGCCACAUCAGCACCCACGUCCGCACUCGUGUCAGCGUCCGUGCCCAUGUUGCAGUUCGAAGUGGCCGACUGCCUGACCAGAAACUUCCCCCAUGCUUCCUUCGACUGCAUCUACACCCGCGACACGCUGCUGCACAUCCAGGACAAGCCUUUCCUGUUCUCCCGCUUCCACCGCUGGCUGAAACCGGGCGGCAGAGUGCUGAUCACAGACUACUGUAGCGGAAAGGACAAAGUGGAGGAGUGGUCUGAGGAGUUCAGGGGUUACGUGGCGCAACGGGGUUACCACCUGGUCACCAUUAGGCGCUACAGUGAAAUGCUACAGGCAGAUGGUUUCCACGUACUCAAGGCCAUGAACCGAUGUGCACACUUUUCUGCACUUCUCCACUUCUGCACACCUCCACUGCCGCCUCAGUCCUGUUCACAUGUGCGCACUCUUUCUGGUCCUCUGCCCUGGCAGAUGCUCCAGGCAGCUGGUUUCCACGUACUCAAGGCCGAGAACCGAUCCCACCAGGUGAGAUGA
Messenger RNA from Closterium sp. Yama58-4, 1962 nucleotides. The record is from the annotation of a GenBank genome assembly. Lineage: Eukaryota; Viridiplantae; Streptophyta; Zygnematophyceae; Desmidiales; Closteriaceae.